GUUGCCCCACAGAUCUACAAGAGGAAAUAGAACAUUUUCCUCUCCACGUGACAAAGUCUUUCAUCAAGAGAUCCAUUAGCUAGUAGGCGUCUGUCUGUCUCACAGCAUCACCUAUUCAUUACUGAAGAAAGGCACAAGAUGUCCCACCAGAUAGUUGGGGUGAUUCUAAUCUAUCUGCAAAUGACUGCUUCAGGAAAAGAGAUACAAAUCCUGCAAAGCCCAGCACAGGUGUGGCUGAAAUCUGGGGACACUGCACAGCUGCACUGUAAAACAUUAGAAGACGAAGUGAGCGCAAUGUGGUACAAGGAACAGAGUGGAAGUUUACGGUGGAUUUACCGGAGUUCUGAGUUUGCAUUUCCAGAUGGAAAAUACUCAAGUGCAGCGAACACUGCGGCAAACUCGUUUUCUCUAAUUAUCAGUAAUGUACAAAGAGAGGACUCGGGGGUUUAUUACUGUGGGCUCUUUUCCUUUAUGUAUCUACAGCCCAACUUCGGGAAUGGGACCAGAGUAAUUGUCACAGAUGCCUCCGAGCCGAGUCUUUCCAUCCUGGUACCCUCUGUCCUGGAGGAUGCUGAGCUUCCCCGCAUCAUUCCUCUGCUCUGCCUGCUCUCUGAUUUCACUCCUCCCUGGAGUGCUGUUCUCUGGGGCCUGGGUGAGGAGGUGUCUGAAGGUCAGAUGGAUGCUGGAGCCAUAGACGGGAACGGGGUCUUUAGUGUUUGGAGCCUAAUGACAAUCCCGUCUGAGACAUGGAACCAGGAGACAAUCUACAAUUGCACAGCCAAGGAGAGCAGCACGGGGAGAAGCAUCAAUGUUACAGUCUCCAGGGAAACAGAGAGAAGAGACGCUGGAGACUGUGGGAUUGUGUUCUACGCUGGGCUGCCCUGUAUUUUCAGCCUUCUCCUGAUCCAGCUGUUGAUCUUGCUCUGGAGAAGGUGCCCCGGCAGAGGGAGAGCUGUGCAAAGACAGAAGGAAAUACCAAUGAGGCAGAUCCCACAGACUGAAUAUGCGACUCUGCCGUACAACAGCAGAAACGCUCCUCGGUGA
Molecule: messenger RNA, 1044 nt
Organism: Mauremys reevesii (Reeves's turtle)
Lineage: Eukaryota; Metazoa; Chordata; Testudines; Geoemydidae
Exons: 6
Coding region: 139-1044 (301 amino acids)
Cellular component (GO): plasma membrane
Source: RefSeq, a predicted model, not a curated record